UCGUCCCUGCCACAUCUCUCUCUCUCUCUCUCUCUGCAACUACCUCUCUCUCUCUCUUCCUCUCUCCCAAAAAGAAAAAUGAAUGUUAAAAACCCACCUCUGCUAUCUUCAGCCUCACCCAUCAUCGGAAUUCUGUUGAUCAGUUAUGUCAGUUCAGCGGUCGGAACAGAAGCUUCCUCCGACCAUGAUUUGUCCUACGUGGAAGGAACCACCGCCUCCCUCUCCAUGGCCGUCGCCGACAAGGACAACCCCAAUAACCACACCGCUCCACGGUGGCGAUCGGAGGAGCGGACGCCGGACUGCACGGUCUGGAGCCGGGCAUGCUCGGAGGAGGUGCUGAAACUGGCCAUGGAGCCGGAGACCGUCCGGUGGCUCAAGGACAUCCGGCGGAGAAUCCAUGAGAACCCAGAACUCGCUUUCGAAGAAUUCGAGACCAGCCGCCUGGUCCGCCGGGAACUUGACAGAAUGGAGGUCGGCUACCGGUUCCCGCUCGCCAACACCGGGGUCCGCGCAGCCAUCGGCACCGGUGGCCCGCCCUUCGUCGCCAUCAGGGCCGACAUGGAUGCCCUCCCAAUUCAGGAAGCGGUAGAGUGGGAGCACAAGAGCAAGGUGGCCGGAAAAAUGCAUGCCUGCGGGCACGAUGCCCAUGUCGCCAUGCUUCUCGGCGCAGCCAAGAUUCUCAAGUCCCGCCAGCAUCAUUUGAAGGGGACGGUGAUAUUACUCUUCCAGCCAGCAGAAGAGGCCGGAAAUGGUGCCAAGCGGAUGAUAGAAGACGGGGCCCUGGACGAUGUGGAGGCCAUAUUGGCGGUUCAUGUGUCGCAUCAACAUCCAACCGGUGUCAUUGGGUCGAGACCGGGAGCUCUGCUAGCUGGCUGUGGCUUCUUCCGAGCCGUGAUCAAUGGAAACCCAUACCUCUCAGUCGACCCUAUUUUGGCUGCCUCCGCAGCUGUCAUCAGCCUGCAGGGGAUCGUGUCUCGAGAGGCCAAUCCCUUGGACUCUCAGGUGGUAUCGGUGGCUUCAUUCACCGGAGGCGACCAUCUCGACGUCAUACCAGAAACUGUGGUUCUUGGGGGCACAUUCAGAGCCUUCUCCAACGCAAGCUUUCACCAACUUCUCAAGAGAAUACAAGAGGUGAUUGUAGAGCAAGCAAGAGUGUUCAGAUGCUCGGCAACAGUCGACUUCUUCCAAAAGGAUUACACAAUCUAUCCCCCAACGGUGAACGACCAAGGGAUAUACGAGCACGUGAGGAAGGUGGCGGUGGAUCUGUGGGGCGCCGCCAAGUUCACGGUGGUGCCGCCAAUGAUGGGGGCGGAGGACUUCUCCUUCUACUCAGAGCUGGUUCCGGCGGCCUACUUCUACGUCGGCAUAAGGAAUGAAACGUUAGGGUCGGUGCACUCCGGCCACUCGCCUCACUUCAUGAUCGAUGAAGAAGCUCUGCCUGUCGGCGCUGCAGCUCAUGCUGCCAUGGCGGAAAGGUACCUCAACGAGCACAGAACAUGACGGCAACGGCGAUGAGGGUUUGAACAGGAAAGAAUUUCAUCGUCGGAAUGGGGAAAUUUAGCUGAAGAAUGCUUGCUCUUCAGUGCUGUAAUUGUAGCCUCUCCUUUCCCCAUAUCAAGGAAUUGCAUUAUAUCACAAAAAAAGACGUAAGAUCUACAGGUGUACAAUCAUGAAAAGUAAUCCCGGAUCUGGGUCGAAUUCGAUCGGUCCUAAUGACCCGGUCUUACGGUUCCCUUUUCAAGUAUAUACGGAAAAGGUUUGUCUUGUAUUUGUGUGUAAAAUAAUAAUAAAUUAAGAUAAACAAUUCUACA
Diospyros lotus (date-plum) is the source of this 1811-nucleotide messenger RNA. RefSeq names its product IAA-amino acid hydrolase ILR1-like 6. Gene Ontology annotation, biological process: jasmonic acid metabolic process; auxin metabolic process. The record is from RefSeq and is a predicted model, not a curated record. Lineage: Eukaryota; Viridiplantae; Streptophyta; Magnoliopsida; Ericales; Ebenaceae. The transcript has 5 exons. Gene Ontology annotation, cellular component: endoplasmic reticulum. The coding region runs from base 79 to 1500 and encodes 473 amino acids. Gene Ontology annotation, molecular function: IAA-Ala conjugate hydrolase activity.